Messenger RNA from Microtus ochrogaster (prairie vole), 1404 nucleotides. Its product is annotated as small ribosomal subunit protein uS5m. The record is from RefSeq and is a predicted model, not a curated record. Gene Ontology annotation, cellular component: ribosome. Gene Ontology annotation, biological process: translation. Gene Ontology annotation, molecular function: structural constituent of ribosome; RNA binding. NCBI's taxonomy places the organism in Eukaryota, Metazoa, Chordata, Mammalia, Rodentia, Cricetidae.
AUGGCCGCGGCCGUACGAGUUGCAGGCUGUUUCCCUGCGCUGUGUAGCUUACCGGCAGGUCACUUCCUGUUGAGGCAGCUCUCUCUAAACACCUUCCCAGCAGCAGCUUCCUUUCUGUCAGCGAAGACUGCGCUCAGUCACGGCGCUUUGUCACCCAGGGGAACAGAAACCAACCACUGUCUUGCCAGCUUGAGCCAUGCACUGCAGACACAGUGCUGUGUUUCCUCUCCCAUCACCUGGACGGGCCAGCAGAGCAGGCCUUACAGCUUCUUCACCAAACUGACCGCAGAUGAACUCUGGAAGGGUGCCUUAGCAGAGACUGGCGCCGGAGCAAGAAAAGGAAGAGGCAAAAGGACAAAGAGGAAGAGGAAAAAGGAUUUGAACAGGGGCCAGAUCAUCGGGGAAGGACGUUCUGGUUUCCUGUGGCCUGGUCUGAAUGUCCCUCUUAUGAAGAGUGGAGUAGUCCAGACCAUUGGCCAGAGAAGCAGAGAAGAGCAGGAGAAGGUGGAGGCCGACAUGACCCAACAGAGAGAAGAGUGGGAACGGAGGAGGAAGGUCAAAGUUAAACGGGAGCGCGGAUGGAGUGGAAACACAUGGGGAGGUGUCAGUAUUGGCCCCCCAGACCCGGGACCCAAUGGAGAAACAUACGAAGACUUUGACACCAGGGUUCUCGAGGUGAGAAAUGUUUUCAAUAUGACAGCAAAAGAGGGAAGAAAGAAGUCAGUCCGUGUGCUAGUUGCUGUGGGGAAUGGAAAUGGGGCCGCAGGUUUUGCUAUUGGGAAAGCCGCUGACCGGGCAGAUGCUUUCAGAAAGGCAAAGAACAGAGCAAUUCAUUAUUUGCAUUAUAUAGAACUGUAUGAAGGCCAUACAAUAUUCCAUGAUAUAUCCUUAAGAUUUAAAAGGACGCAGAUCAGGAUGAAGAAACAACCCAGAGGGUAUGGCCUCCGCUGCCACAGAGCCAUUAUCACCAUCUGCCGCCUCAUUGGCAUCAAGGACAUGUAUGCGAGGGUCACGGGGUCUAAGAACAUGAUCAACCUCACCCGGGGCCUCUUCCAUGGGCUUGCUCGCCAGGAAACCCACCAACAUCUGGCUGAUAAGAAGGGUCUCCACGUGGUGGAGUUCCGGGAGGAGUGUGGCCCUCUGCCUAUUGUGGUGGCCUCCCCACAGGGGGCCUUGAGUAAGGAGCCAGAGCCCGAGCCUGAGGUCCCUGACACCAAACUGGACUGGCAAGAAGUAAAGGCCAUGCAGGGAAUGAAGCGCUCAGUGUGGUCUGGGCUAAAGAGGUCUGCCACCUGAAGGUCCCCAGCCUGUCCAGCAGUGCCCGGGGCUGGCCAGCGCCUGAACAGACUCUAUCCUACCCCUGAUGGGCUGCCUUUUCUUCUUCUUUUUUUUUUUAAAGGAAAG